This is a messenger RNA of Exophiala spinifera, 1944 nucleotides long. RefSeq names its product L-serine ammonia-lyase. The transcript has a single exon. Lineage: Eukaryota; Fungi; Ascomycota; Eurotiomycetes; Chaetothyriales; Herpotrichiellaceae. The record is from RefSeq and is a predicted model, not a curated record. The coding region runs from base 1 to 1944 and encodes 647 amino acids. Gene Ontology annotation, molecular function: 4 iron, 4 sulfur cluster binding; L-serine ammonia-lyase activity. Gene Ontology annotation, biological process: gluconeogenesis.
AUGCAGAAUCAAGAUUUCGACCAAGACAGCACCGGCAUGUACAGUGAAGCAGACCAUGAACAUGCCGUUAUCUCCACAUUUGACCUCUUUUCAAUUGGAAUUGGCCCUUCAUCUUCUCAUACGGUUGGACCUAUGCGAGCCGGCGCUAUUUUUGUUGCCGACCUCGUCGAAGCCGGUCUUCUACUUAAGGUCGACAGAAUCAUCGUGCAUCUCUAUGGUAGCUUGGCUUUAACCGGCGAGGGACAUAUGACACCGUCAGCUCUGCUCCUCGGUCUUGAAAGUGCAGAUGUCGAGACGGUUGAUACUUCGUAUGUUCCCAAGCGCUUUGACGAGAUCAAGGCUACCAAAAAGCUGUUUCUGGGGCACGGCCUUCCGGGCAACACGGGGAAAGAAGUUUCCUUCAACUAUGAACGAGACUUUGUGUGGAAAUGGGGGCAGAAACUGCCACUCCACAGCAAUGGUAUGCGUCUAACAGUAUAUGAUGAUCAAGGAGAUGUCUUGGCGACCAAUGACAUGUUCAGCGUUGGAGGAGGAUUCGUUGUCAACGGAGCGCUUUCUAUCUCCCCUACUUCCUCUCCAGACUCAAACGACCGGUCAGAUCUUGCGUCGGCUGAGCCUGGAGAUUCAGGUCAUCAUCCUGCUGAUUUGGCAGAGAACAUAUACUACAAGGAGACUCACCGUGCGAACGCAGCCGGAGACCGGAGAACAGGUUCGGGGGUCAAGAAUUUCAACAAUACCACUGAGAAAACAGACAAUUUACUCGAAGACACUUUGGGAUCUUCUUCUGGCACCAUGUCCCCCGUCAUUAGUGGCACCGCAGAUGUAGAUGUCACAUCCGAACGGGCUACCAAGUCGCAACAGCCGCCUUACCCUUUCAGCGACGCUGCCAGCCUCUUAAACCUAUGUCAUAAGCACCAACUGACUAUCGCACAACUUGUCUUUGAGAAUGAAAAGAGCUUCGGAUACUCAGAAAAUGAUAUCUACCGCAAGCUAUUUCGGCUCUGGGGUGUUAUGGAUAGCAGCAUUCUCGAAGGCGUCCAAGCGCCGCGAGACUCGACUCUUCCAGGCUCACUGAAACUGCAUCGACGAGCGCCCGCACUGUACAGUCGCCUCACAAGAGGUCUGUACUCUUCUCAGAAUGAUAAUGACAAGGGCCUGAAGAGUCUGGCGCAGCCAUCAUCAGCAAAGACCGAUACGUCAUUACCCAGCGUGCCAGAUACAGCCCUGAGCCAAGGACAAGUCAGCCUGUGGCGGCGACAGACUCAAACCGUGCACGGCUCGUUCGAUCACCCAAUUAUGCCGUCUCCUUCUCGUCGCACCACCUUGGCAGCUAUGGACUACCUGACUGUUUACGCCAUCGCGGUCAACGAAACCAAUGCGGCCGGCGGCCGGAUAGUGACGGCUCCGACCAAUGGUGCAGCUGGCAUUAUUCCCGCGGUGCUAAAGUACGUGGUGGAGUUUGUCAGUGAUGAUCCAGAGCGUGAUAUUGCGACAUUUCUGUUGACCGCUGCGGCGAUUGGCAUGCUGUACAAGCGUGGCGCAACCAUCUCUGCUGCCGAAGGAGGGUGCAUGGCCGAAGUUGGCGUCGCGUGUUCGAUGGCUGCCGGAGCGUUUGCGGCCUGCAUGGGAGCUAAGCCAGAAACCAUUGAACAAGCUGCUGAGAUUGGAAUUGAGCACAAUCUGGGUCUGACCUGCGAUCCCAUUGGCGGUCUGGUCCAGGCUCCCUGCAUAGAACGAAAUGCUCUGGGUGCAGUCAAGGCCAUCUCGAGCGCUAACCUCGCGCUUAGUGGCGACAGCGGUACCCAAAAGGUCAGACUGGACGAUGCCAUUCGGGCCAUGCGUCUGACUGCGAAGGGAAUGAGAGACGAAUUUAAGGAAACCAGCCUAAGUGGAUUGGCAACGAGUGUACCGUUUAAAAUCCCUGUUAGCGUCCCAGAUUGCUAG